CACGCCAGUCUCUGCACGACCGCGGCACGGACAGUGUCGACCCGUUGAGAUGUGAACGUAUAACCUUCAACUCUGUCUACGACGACAGCUUCAGUUGCGUGUGCACGAUAGUUUCUGUUACUUUCUACACACCUACCGGUUUAUUAACUUUGUUUUGUGUUUCUACAAUUAUUGUCGCGUACGCUACACCGGAUACAUGUAAGUUGCUUUUCGAAUAUCGUGAGCCCGUGACGAGAUCAGAACUCCUUUAGUGUAGAUCUGUUGUGUAUAUCCGACGUUUGACCUUCGUUAUUUGGAUAUGGUCAAUAUAGGUGUCCAGCUGGAGAUCUCUUCUGUAGCGACAUUGAUGGAGUUCCGCUUGGACAGCGCGGAGUACUGCCAGGCUCAACACAAAUAAACUAGAAGGCGUUACGCGCGAGAGGGGGCAAGAGCGUGCCACCGCUGGACCCAUGCUGCCGGGAUCGCACACUGAUACUACGCACCCCGCGCAUUGUUUGACUUACACCCAUCCACAGCUACCUUAAAUUUGGAAACCGCUGUUAAUUGGAGCAUAUCAUUCAACCGAAGUACGAGUGAAACCUACAAACUUAUGUUAAAAGCAUAAUUUCAUUUGAUUUCAUUCCCAAUUCAGUACUUUUGUUUGGUUGUCGUCGAAUGUGCUCAAGUGGUUGAAGCCGUUAUCAAUGCGGGUAGUUCCCACUAUAUAAUUGGACCCUUUCUAAACCAAACUAAGGAAACUGCCGUGUGUUGUGUGGAAAUAGAGUGACAGUUUGCCUGUUAAGACUUUGACGGACCGUGACACCUUUUCUCUGACGCGUGUGAAGUGAGUUUGUAACACCUUGUACUAAAACGUCUUCGAGACGCCGCCAAUAGUCGAUACUUGGAGGGAAGAGUACGAGUUCAUCAUGAAGCAAAAAGAUAUCAGACCAGCGCCCUCGCUCAUCGAGUACAAGAACAUGCGCUUCCUGAUCACCGAUCGCCCUACGGAUAUCAGCGUUCAGGCUUAUCUCCAGGAACUGAAGAAGCAUAACGUGUGCAUUGUGGUGCGCGUAUGCGAGCCCAGCUACAACAUCUCGCCGCUGAAAGCAGAGGGCAUAGAAGUGCGCGACCUAGCCUACGACGACGGCACAUUCCCACCGCUCAAUGUCGUCGAGGAGUGGUUCGAGAUACUGCGCGAUAAAGCACAAAACAAACCCGAGGCGGCGGUCGCUGUGCACUGCGUGGCGGGCUUGGGACGCGCGCCAGUCAUGGUCGCUAUCGCGCUCAUAGAACUCGGCAUGAAGUAUGAAGAGGCGGUCGAGACUAUCAGGGAUCAGCGACGUGGGGCCAUUAAUGCGAAGCAGCUCUCAUACUUGGAAAAGUAUCGACCAAAGUCGCGUCUCAAGAAGAACGGCAAGAACAACUGCUGCGUCCAGUAAGCUCGGGACGCCGACCGCUCGCUGGCCGCGUCUGUAGGAAACCGUCCUGCGCCCGUAACAGCGAAUCUAACUCUGCUUUCACACACACACUUAGACAAGGGAGCAUAGACAAAAAUCAAAUUAGUUCUUAACAUAGAUGUCGCCCGUUUUUGACGGCCAUUUUAUUUUGUUUUCAUUAUAUUUUGAGGGCGAGUUGUAACCGAAUUCUGCCUUAAAGUUGCACAUGGAAGAUUACACACAUUCCUAUUUAGUUACCCUCAACUUGAACUGACCGAGAAUUUGGUUAUGAUCUCAGUUCCUCUAUUACCAUCUUUGACAUGUUUAACUUGAAUUUUCUAUGAAAUUUAAUUGAGAGCCUUAUUGUAAGCUAAUGUUUGUAUGGUCAAAGUAAACGUGUAACCCUUGUGCUGUACUGUGUAUUAGUGGAAUAUGUUAAAUAGAAGCAAACCACGAUUUGUGUUCAUAGUUGAAACAGUAACUCGGGUAUUAAAUUUGUAUGUUUAAUAUCAUAAUAAAUUUCAAUAUCCAUAAUAAUCAAAAUGCAGUCAAUGUGUGCUCUAUGAUAAUUUCCUUUUUCUUGUGUGAACUCGUUAUAAUUUUCUAUUAUAUAAUUUUCUAUUUAGUGACAUUUAUUUUGUAAUAAAUCAAGACAUGAGUUAUAAUGUGAAAUAUGUUCUUUAUUGUAAACUUUAAAAAUAAUAUGCUUUUGUAAAAGAUGUUGUGAGAAAAUAGACACUUUAAUGCUAUUAACGAAUUAAAAUAGUACUAUACAUCAACUUUGACUAAACCGUUCAGGAGAUAGAUUACCCAUAAAUAAUAUUAUAAACUUGACACCGAUAUUCCAUUGAGAAAGUAACUCUUUGAUAUUAUUUUUCUAUUUCUAAUUUUAUGGAAUAUUUAACGAAAAUAAUUAUGAUCGUGUAAUACGGAACAGUCACACUCAUGAAUAAAAAUAUUUAUAAUCAA
Galleria mellonella (greater wax moth) is the source of this 2384-nucleotide messenger RNA. It is a transcript of the gene PRL-1, whose product is annotated as PRL-1 phosphatase. The transcript has 6 exons. The coding region runs from base 906 to 1418 and encodes 170 amino acids. Gene Ontology annotation, biological process: protein dephosphorylation. The record is from RefSeq and is a predicted model, not a curated record. Gene Ontology annotation, cellular component: nucleus. NCBI's taxonomy places the organism in Eukaryota, Metazoa, Arthropoda, Insecta, Lepidoptera, Pyralidae. Gene Ontology annotation, molecular function: protein tyrosine phosphatase activity.